ACUUCCGGGAUCCCUGUCAGCCGCUCCCUCCCGGCCUCCGUCUUCCUCCUGCCUCCCGCCGGAGCUUAUUCGCGUCGACUGACCAGAGUCCGCGAAUCCUCCGCUCCGGGCCUGUCCGCACCCUCCCCCUCCCAGCUUUUUCCUUUUGAAAACACUAAGAAUAAUGUCAUUACAUCAGUUUUUACUAGAGCCAAUCACCUGCCAUGCUUGGAACAGAGAUCGUACUCGUAAAGAUUGCCCUUAGCCCUAAUAAUCAUGAAGUCCACAUUUACAAGAAGAAUGGGAACCAAUGGGUAAAAGCCCAUGAACUGAAGGAACACAAUGGACACAUUACAGGUAUUGACUGGGCUCCCAAGAGUGAUCGAAUUGUAACUUGUGGUGCAGACCGUAAUGCCUAUGUCUGGAGUCAGAAAGAUGGCAUCUGGAAACCAACCCUAGUCAUCCUGAGGAUUAAUCGUGCAGCUACUUUUGUGAAAUGGUCUCCCCUAGAGAAUAAAUUUGCUGUAGGUAGUGGAGCUCGACUGAUUUCUGUGUGCUACUUUGAAUCUGAAAAUGACUGGUGGGUGAGCAAACACAUUAAAAAGCCAAUUCGUUCUACUGUCCUUAGUUUGGACUGGCACCCCAACAAUGUUUUAUUGGCUGCUGGAUCUUGUGACUUCAAAUGCAGAGUUUUUUCUGCCUACAUUAAAGAAGUUGAUGAAAAGCCAGCCAGUACUCCAUGGGGUACCAAGAUGCCUUUUGGUCAGCUGAUGUCAGAGUUUGGUGGUACUGGAAGUGGUGGUUGGGUCCAUGGGGUUAGUUUCUCUGCCAGUGGGAACCGCCUCGCUUGGGUCAGCCAUGAUAGUACUGUUUCAGUUGCUGAUGCCUCCAAAAACAUGAUGGUUUCACAGCUGAAAACAGAGUUCCUCCCACUCCUGAGUGUGUCGUUUGUCUCUGAGAAUAGCGUGGUGGCUGCUGGCCAUGACUGCUGCCCAAUGCUGUUUAACUAUGAUGACCGUGGCUCCUUGACCUUCGUCUCCAAAUUAGACAUUCCAAAACAGAGCAUCCAGCGCAACAUCUCUGCUAUGGAGCGCUUCCGCAACAUGGAUAAGAGAGCCACGACUGAGGAUCGCAACACUGCUCUAGAAACACUACACCAAAACAGUAUCACCCAAGUGUCUAUUUAUGAAGUGGACAAGCAAGACUGCCGCAAAUUUUGCACCACUGGCAUUGAUGGAGCAAUGACAAUUUGGGAUUUCAAGACUUUAGAGUCUUCGAUCCAGGGGCUACGAAUCAUGUGAAGCUGUACUUCCAUUCUCUAGCAUGACAGAUACUUGACAGAAUGCAGCUCCAGCAUUUGCAUGAAGAUGGGAAAGACACUACCACAAGUCAAAACUGAGAAAAUAUCCCUUGCAGAUGUUUUGUUUUUGUUUUGUUGAACAUAAUUGGUGAAUGUAUUGGUUUAAAAAAUCAGCAGUGAUGUCUUUUUGAUUGGCUAUUUCAUUCCAUUCUUGACCAAAGCUGCUCUUUAAGUAGUUUUUUGUGGAAAGUUGUCACUCUAAAUUAAAGGGGGAUUUUAUGUAAGUUGUCUGCUAGAAAAAUAAAAAAAAUAUAUAAGAAGUA
Molecule: messenger RNA, 1602 nt
Organism: Sarcophilus harrisii (Tasmanian devil)
Lineage: Eukaryota; Metazoa; Chordata; Mammalia; Dasyuromorphia; Dasyuridae
Gene: ARPC1A
Product: actin related protein 2/3 complex subunit 1A
Exons: 10
Coding region: 204-1280 (358 amino acids)
Biological process (GO): Arp2/3 complex-mediated actin nucleation
Cellular component (GO): actin cytoskeleton; Arp2/3 protein complex
Molecular function (GO): actin filament binding
Source: RefSeq, a predicted model, not a curated record